CGAACAUUUAAAAACCGAUGGAUAGAGGGCAAUUUGUUUUGCAGAUUUUGAUGUCGAGGAAAUAGAACACAUUGUCAGAGCGGCCCUCCAUCCGGGCCUCGUUGAAGCCCGAAUGCAAAAUUAAUUUGACUCUCUGCUCUAGAAGUCCUUAUGGUCUAUUAGACCUAUCAUGUUAUAUUUUUUUCACUCACAGUGACUAUAUCAGAAUCUUAUCUGACUGCUCUCAUACAGUUUUAUGUUAUUUUUCAACAAUAUUUAUUUGAUCAGAGCUCACCGAUGUUCACAAUUGUUAGCCCACUUCUAUGAUUAGGACUACUAGGAAUUUAUAGUCGCCUGGCCUAUUACAAUAUACAAAACAUAAACGCACCUGCAGUCUUCAUUUUGUCGGCACAGGAACCCCUGUACCCUUCUCUUUCUGCUCCCUAAUCAUCCAGACAGACCAGCUUGUGCCGCGCCGCCAGCCAGCCACAAGCAAUAGGUAUUCUCUCCACAUGUCUGUGCAGGUUUAUUUUUUAUUUAAUUAUAUAAUUAUCGUUAUAUAACAGUUAAGAGUCAAGACAUCUGCACGUUUGACCGAAAACAGCUUGACAUUUUACGGAAACCUCCAAGCUCCUCCAUUGUCCCGCUUUCCAGACGCAUCCUAACAGUAAUACCACCACCUCCACUACCACCAUCACCACCUCCACCACUGACACGCCAACAUCACCCUUAUCAUGCUGGCAGUCUAGGCCUGUCUCCCAAGCUGUGUCCCACUCGAGACUGAGGCAGCUUCUCCCACGGAGCUCCACACCCCCAGGGGAACCACCACAGAGAUGGCUGAUUCCGACCCCUCGUCCCCCUCCGACCCACCACAGCCUCUGAGCUCCCCCCGUACUCCCCUCUCCCUGUCCUUCCCCUUCCUCAGGCAGGGAAGUCGGGUGUGGGAAAGGGAGAGGAAACCCCCCUUGAUGCCAGGCGAGCUACCCAGCCCUCUGCCCACCAAACGCACCCGCACAUACUCAGCGACGGUGCGGGCCAGAUCAGGCCCAGUGUAUAAGGGCGUGUGCAGGACCUUCUACAGGUGCCAGGGUCAUGGCUUUAUAAAGCCCUCCAACGGUGGAGAGGAUAUCUUUGUACACAUCUCUGAUAUCGAUGGGGAAUAUGUUCCGAUGGAAGGCGACGAGGUCACGUACAAAGUCUGUUCCAUCCCCCCCAAGAACCAGAAGAUGCAGGCGGUGGAAGUGAUCAUCACCCACCUGGCCCCAGGAACCAAGCAUGAGACCUGGUCUGGACAGAUCAUCAGCUCCUAGACCUCCACCUGCACCUUCAGAGAGGCGGUGUGGGGAAGAGUGGAGGGUGGGGUUGGGGAGGGAAGGUGGGAAGGAGCCUGGAUAGGUAAAGGGGAGGGAAGAGGGAGAAGUGGAGUCCAGGGUAGGGAGAGAAGGCAGGGAAGGAAGGAGCCUGGAUAGGUAAAGGGGAGGGAAGAGGGAGAAGUGGAGUCCAGGGUAGGGAGAGAAGGCAGGGAAGGAAGGAGCCUGGAUAGGUAAAGGGGAGGGAAGAGGGAGAAGUGGAGUCCAGGGUAGGGAGAGAAGGCAGGGAAGGAAGGAGCCUAGAGAGGUAAACGGGCAAGGGGAGCAGAGGAAGGAGUGAAUAAGUAAAGGGGUUGGAAUGUGGUAUAAGGCUUAAGAUGGUUUUACGUAGGUUUCAGUUGGAAUGUGAAUGAGGAAAAGUAAAUGAUUUAAUUUUAAGAAAAAAUAUCAAGGUUAACUUUGAUUUAAGAUUAAAGGUUGAUGGUUUAUUUAAGACAAUUUAAAAUAGCGGGAGUCGAGUAAGUUUAAUAAAUCACUGUUGUAGGGAAAACGUGAAACAGAGCAUCAAACCUUCCUAAAUUGUAUUGUUUUUAUUCAUACUUUUGAUUGAUUGACUUAUUUAUUUUCCAUUUGUUAUGACAGGUGAGGUAGAUGUUGUUGAUCAGAUUAUUUAUAAAUGUGUGUUUUUGUGCCAAUGUAUACCUGGUCUAACCCAUUACACAAUUCACUCUGAUGAUACUGCCCUGGUAACACCUACUCAUUCAGUCUAAUGUUGACCAAUGACCAUUUAUUCAUAUUUGUAACAGAGUUACUGAUGAUUGCUAUAUGUGGUUCAAACCCCACUUUUUAUCAUUAAAACCAAUGCUAUCCAGAUUAACAGACACGUCUUUUUAUCAUUAAAACCAAUGCUAUCCAGAUUAACAGACACGUCUUUUUAUCAUUAAAACCAAUGCUAUCCAGAUUAACAGACAUGUCUUUUUAUCAUUAAAACCAAUGCUAUCCAGAUUAACAGACGUCUUUUUAUCAUUAAAACCAAUGCUAUCCAGAUUAACAGACACGUCUUUUUAUCAUUAAAACCAAUGCUAUCCAGAUUAACAGACAUGUCUUUUUAUCAU
Messenger RNA from Oncorhynchus mykiss (rainbow trout), 2404 nucleotides. RefSeq names its product cold shock domain-containing protein C2. The record is from RefSeq and is a predicted model, not a curated record. Gene Ontology annotation, biological process: regulation of mRNA stability. Lineage: Eukaryota; Metazoa; Chordata; Actinopteri; Salmoniformes; Salmonidae. Gene Ontology annotation, cellular component: cytoplasm. Gene Ontology annotation, molecular function: mRNA 3'-UTR binding.